This is a messenger RNA of Rhincodon typus (whale shark), 814 nucleotides long. Its product is annotated as interleukin-6 receptor subunit beta-like. NCBI's taxonomy places the organism in Eukaryota, Metazoa, Chordata, Chondrichthyes, Orectolobiformes, Rhincodontidae. The coding region runs from base 356 to 805 and encodes 149 amino acids. Gene Ontology annotation, molecular function: protein binding. The transcript is spliced from 3 exons. The record is from RefSeq and is a predicted model, not a curated record.
AUCAAGUCAAAAUUAUUGGUUAUUACUCAAUCCUGCAGAUGGGUUAUGGCUAUCAACCUUGACAGUGUUGACAUCCCAAAAGUAAGAAAAUUGAAUUCAGUCAGUCCGUUUCUAUCCUUUUCAAUUUCCAAAGGAAGAUAAAUUGUAAAGGAGAUAUGGAAUGAGUCAGACAGUACUUAUAGAGAGGACAGAGAGAUUCAUGCUUCAGAUGUAACAUCUAUUUCUACUUGUUGAUAAUUCCCAGUUUUCAUUUUUUUCUGUUAAAGUUUGUUUCAAUUGUAAAAUGGAUUCAUAAAAUUAUAUAUUUAAUUUUACAGUUACCACACGAAAUAUAAUCUCUGCUUGGACAUGGGUGAUGAUAAGUACAUUUAUUAUUGAAGGUGAAUUGAGAAUGCUAUGCCAUGAUGUUGAUUCAACAUCAAAAGUAGUUCAACUACAAUCAACUGUAUCUCUUUCUUGUGCAUUACGAGAGGAGUGCCUCCAAUCAUUAGAUGCAAAUGCAAGUCACGUAUUUUGGAGAAUGAAUGAUACCCAAAUUCCACGAGAACAAUAUUAUUUCAAUGCAACCGUUUCCCGGGUAACUUUAAAGACGAUUGAUGCAAUAAGGACCUAUUUGACAUGUCACAUUAACAUCAAAGGUGCACCAAAUAUCCUCCACCGUUUUGAAAUUGAAGCAGGAUUGCCUCCUGAUAAGCCAAAAAAUAUUUCCUGCAUUUCAUACUGGCGUGAAAACUUUACUUGUUCGUGGGACCAAGGGCGUGAAAACCAUCUAAAGACUAAUUUUACACUAACUAGAAAAUUGUGAGUAUAAAAA